Messenger RNA from Pelodiscus sinensis (Chinese soft-shelled turtle), 4321 nucleotides. NCBI's taxonomy places the organism in Eukaryota, Metazoa, Chordata, Testudines, Trionychidae. The record is from RefSeq and is a predicted model, not a curated record.
CAAUGGGAGAUGGGUGCAUAGAUGCCAUUGAAGAUCUGGGCUAGAGCCUCAGGGACAUCAACAGGGCACCUCACAGGCACAAGGGUUUGACUGAACCUUGAGAUCAUUACUAGCUUUUCCUUAGGGUGUGUUCCCUUCUGAUUAAACUUCUGUUUGGCUCCACCCUCUGCUGAAGUGUGCUGCAACUUGUCAGAAAGCAGGAAGUCUGGCUAGAGUACUCUGCAUGGUUUUAUAAGGUAAAAAUGAUCUCUGUAAACUCCAUCAGUUAGUGGCUGCAGAUAAAGAGAUGGAGUUGCCUGGACUGACUCGCACUCUUUGGAUAUUUACCUUCCUUUCUGUUCCUGUGGCUGGUUAUCCAAAUGGAAAAGUAAAAGAAGCCUGCAGUAGUAUGAGGCCUCUCCAUGGACAUUUUCCACAACCAUCACCUGUGCACACUAUCUCAGUGAAUGUGACUGUAUUUAGACCAGGAGACCAUAUAAAAGUUAGUUUAUCUGGUCCAGUUUUUGAAGGAUUUUUCAUACAAGCCAGGAAUGCAGAAAACUUGGAUGGCCCUGCAAUUGGCUCUUUUAUACUUGCCGAUGAAAGGAUUUCUCAGCUCCUGACAUGUGGACGUGUAAAGAAUUCUGCUGUCAGUCAUACAAGUAAAUCAAAAAAGAAUCAUGUAGAGGCUUAUUGGGUUUCCCCGACAGAUGCACCAGAACAUGUACAAUUUCUAGCCACAGUUGUAGAGAAAUAUAAACUCUUUUGGGUGAAGAUUCUUGGCCCUGUUAUUUCCCAGCCUAAUGCACCACCUUUGACAAUUCCUACAAGUAUUACACCAGACACUCUGCCAACUUCCCAGCCAGUUUCUCACCUAACAAAAUCGUUUAAUGCCUCAGGCUGUGGAAAUACAAAGUUCUGCAUAAGGAAUCCUCCAAAAUGUGAUCCUGGGGCUGCCGACUGUUUCUUUCUGUCGUUCAAACAAAAUAACCACUCAAUGCUUAUUGAAAUGAGUGGUCCUAGUGAAGGCUAUAUAGCCUUUGCAUUAUCUCAUGACCAGUGGAUGGGUGAUGAUGAUGCGUAUCUGUGUAUUAAUGAAGAUCACCGUAUUAAUGUAAAUACUGCCUAUCUGAGUGGGCGAACUCCUCCUGUGUUGGAUUCAGAGAAUGGCCUUGAAGAUAUCUCCUGGAGGGUGGCUGAUGGUGUCGUUCAGUGCUCUUUCAGAAGAAACCUUCAUCUUCCUGCUUAUAAAGGGAGGUUUAAUCUGGAUGCCAAUUAUUACAUAUUUCUGGCAGACGGAGAGGCAAGUGAGGGAGGUCUAAUUUACAAACAUAAUCGUCAGCCUCUGAUCACCAAUGGAAUGUACAAUGUCACAGACUCUCCAAAGGAUGUAGGGGGAUCCCGCUCUCCCCUUCUUCUUAAAGUUCAUGCUUCACUAAUGUUUGUUGCAUGGAUGACUACAGUUAGCAUUGGUGUUAUUGUUGCCAGAUUCUUCAAACCCGUUUGGCCUUAUUCAUUGUUUGGAAAGGAGAUUUGGUUCCAGGUACAUCGCAUGCUGAUGUUGACCACAGUGCUUCUUACAAGCAUCGCGUUUGUUCUUCCGUUUAUAUAUAGAGGUGGCUGGAGUGAACGAGCAGGCUUUCAUCCAUACCUGGGCUGUACCGUGAUGGCUUUGGCAAUCUUUCAACCUCUGAUGGCAGGUUUCCGACCCCCUCCGCACGCACCAAGAAGGCAUGUAUUUAACUGGGUUCACUGGAGUACUGGCACAACAGCUAGAAUACUAGCUGUGGUGACGAUGUUUCUGGGAAUGGACCUACCAGCACUCAACCUUCCUGAUCCAUGGGACACUUACACAAUGAUUGGAUUCGUAGCUUGGCAUGUUGGUAUUGAUGUUCUCCUGGAGAUACAUAGCUACUGUCUCAUUCGCAAAGUUGAAGUGAUUGAUGAUGAUAGGAUACAAAUUCUGCAGUCACUCACAUCGGCAGAAGCAGAGGGUCAUACAUUUAAACAAAUAAUGUUAACCAUCUACAUCUGUGGAAAUGCAGCGUUCCUUAUUACCUUCCUGACAGCAAUCCACCAAGUAUGAAAACUAUGACUUUCUGGCAAGGACAUAGAUGUGGAACAUUUGCAGUGAAAUCAAAAGUGAAGCACCACUCAAGGAAUUCUUACUGAUAAAAUUGUUGCCUCAAUACCUUCCUGAAAUUAUACUUGAAUAAUUGUGUGUGUGAAGACUUAAUCCAUCUGCACUCUCAGAAUCAAGAAAAUGUAGGUUCAGAUUCUAAGGAUGGAUGCUGCAGUCCUGCCGAAACUAUCUUUAGAUUUUUUUAUGGGAGUCUUUUCCUAAGUAAAAAUUGCAAUAAUUUUUAAUACAGUAGUUUAACCUUUUGUUUCGAAGAAUGUAGGCUGAGGAGAUAUGAUUCCAACUACUGGCUGGAAGGGAUGGAAAUCACUGUUGAUCUCAUCAGAAUUGUGUUAACCUACAUGCACAGUUUUGGAAUACUGAAUAGACAAGUCCCAAAUCUGCUUGUCAUAUAGUUCAGUUUACCAUGUUGCUUAAUGAAUAAUUUACUGCCUAAUGGCUCUUACUUAAUGUAGGUGGUAUCAGUAUUGUGCACUCCAAAAAUCUAGACACAGAGACUGUCACAAACACAAGUUGAUGUAUCAAGAACUAUGUUGCCAUAUUUCUCUGCAGUUCAAUGCAUAAACAUUUUCUGCUCUAAGAGCAGGUCAUAUAACAUACAAACAGGGCUAAGCUUCAGAACUUGCAUCAACCUCAAGAUUUUUUUUUUUUUAAAAAGCCCUCAGGACAAAGAGAAAACACAGCUUUAUUGCAAACUCAUGUAAUGUGAGCCAUGCUUGUGUUACAACUAGGUGCUUCCUCUGUACGUGUGAGUAACUUUUAGAGAAACUGUGUGUAUAAAAAUAUUCAGUGUCUUCUGGCCACUUGUGGCUUGAAGGGCCAUGCUUUGUCAAAAUUCCUGCUCAUCACUUUGUGAUUAAACAUGGCACUGUUAGUGCAAGAGAAAUGAAGUGUUUCCUUGAUCUCUUAGUUAAGUUGAUAGAAGCUGCUUUCCCAGAGCUUUUUUUGAAUUAGCAUAUCCAUCCAACAGAAGCAUGAUCUUUUUUGUUUCAUCUGCAUGGGAAUAUUAGAGACCUUAUGUGUGUGUGUUUGUGGGUGCCUUCCCUCUUUGAGAAGCAAGGGAUUCCAUAAGCAAUACUGAUACAAGUACAGAAAGGUGUGGUUUUUUAAUUUUGUUUUGUGUGUUUGUCUAAGGGCAGCAGUAGCUUUGCCAACUAUAUAGUCCCAGCCUGCUAUAAGCAGUGCUUUACUAGCAUGUGUCACUACAGUAGCACCCAACUCUGAACUGACUUUCAUGCUAUAAUCUAGUUCCUGAUGUUUCAAAGCAUAAAGAUCUGGGUAUGUUAUAACAGAUUUUUUUGCCAACCAGGUGAUCACUGACUAGCUGCAAGGGAUGAGAUGGGGAUGAAGAAAGGUAUAUGAAACCAGACUUGUACCACUCCUCCAAACCUCUCUCUUCUCCCCCCCCCCACACACAUUCUCUUAGCAGUUGUGAUAAAGUGGUGGCAACCUUUUAUGUUGUGUUUUUUUCUCCUUUAUUGUGUUUGUCUCCUUUAUAGCCUAUCUGUACUCUCUCCAGCCCUUUCUGGUCCCCCUCAUGUAGUUGGUUGCAGGAGCAGCUUAGUGGAGGGCUAUGAGCUAAGGCUGUAGGGUCAAUUUUCUUUUCUUCUUGCUACCUCCAGUAGCUAUCUUAGCCACACAAGCAUGUGGUUCAGCCCCAAGCUGUUUAUUGGUAACCCCACCCCAUGCAGCCAUGGUAGUUUUCAAGUGGGUGUAGGAAUGGGAAAGAAGAACCAGCGGUAGCAGAAAGGAGGGAGGAAGUGAAGCAAAAAGAAAAGGAAUCUGAGUAAAAAGAGCAAGCACUUGCAAAAACCCUUGUGUGGAUACAGAAGGAAAGAAAUGACAGGAAUUAUACUAGGAUCUGGAUUGGUGGAGAUGUGAGUAUUAGGAAUCUGCUUCAAUAGAAUAUAGGGAUGUCUAAUCCCAGGAACCUGGCAACCACUGGUACCCUACUGUCCUCUAAAUCACUGGCCACUCUGCAUAUGCUUAUAAUCAUUUCUCUACAGAUGAAAAGCUGAUAUUUCACUGGGAUUUGCUUGUUUUAAUUAUCAUUGUCAAGGUCUCUUGCGUGGUUCUUACACUAGUAGCUCUUUGUGCUAUGUACUCUAAUACCUCAAACAUUGUCCAUUCUGUCAUGGAAAUGUGAGCACAUUCUGGGUUUUUGUGUGGUUUUUUUAAAAUGACUAAUAAAUACUUUACUUU